AUGACCUCGAGACUGAUUGCAGUUGUUGCUGGCGUCGGGCCCGGAACUGGGGCAUCCAUAGCCCGCAAGUUCUCCGCCAAGUACCCUGUAGUCUUGCUUGCGCGCAAGCCGGAGAACUACGAAAGCCUGGCACAAGAAAUAAACUCCAAGGGGGGCAAGGCGAUUGGCAUCAGCACUGACGUGUCAGACGCUGCCAGCCUGGGGAGUGCGGUCGAGAAGAUCAAGGAAGAAUUCGGAGCAGAUGUGGGGGCAGCCGCCGCCAUCUUCAAUGCGUCUGGUGGGUUUCUUCGGAAACCGUUCCUGGAGACUGGGGCGGAUGUUUUCCAGGCCAGCCUGGGGGUUAGCGCAAUGGGCGGGAUUCUGUUCAGCCAGUCGUUCCUGCCUCUGCUGCUCAAGGGUGUGCAGCAGCAGUCAGAGCACCCACCCUCGCUCAUCUUCACGGGGGCAACAGCAUCGGUCAAGAGCAAUGCGCAAAUGUCAUCUUUCUCGAUGGGCAAGUGGGCACUGAGGGCGCUCAGUCAGAGCCUGGCGCGCGAAUUUGGACCGCAGGGGGUGCACGUUGCGCAUGCGAUUAUUGAUGGAGUGAUUGAUAUUCCGAGGACCAAGGAGUGGCUCAAGGACAUGCCUGCGGAGGCAAAGUUGAAUGCUGAUGCGAUUGCGAAUGAUUACUGGUGGUUGCACACGCAGCCCAAGACCAACCUUACGUGGGAAAUUGAUCUUAGGCCGGCGGUUGAAAAGUGGUAA
Molecule: messenger RNA, 744 nt
Organism: Bipolaris sorokiniana ND90Pr
Lineage: Eukaryota; Fungi; Ascomycota; Dothideomycetes; Pleosporales; Pleosporaceae
Exons: 2
Coding region: 1-744 (247 amino acids)
Source: RefSeq, a predicted model, not a curated record